AUGCCGCGUUGUCACACAUGUCAAGAUUAUUGUUACGGCCCUGAAGAGUUCUCAUAUCAAGGAAAGGCUUAUCAUAAGCGAUGCUUCAAGUGCACCACAUGCAAUAAGACGUUAACUAUAUCCAAUGUUCGUGGUUUUAAUAAAUUACCUUAUUGUUACCAGCAUUCACCCGACAUGAAAGCAUCCCCUGUAACCCUACAAAAUGACGAUUCCUAUGAUUACGGAAUCCAAGAAGUCGAUUCGGGAGCCAUUAGUGUUAAUCAUAAUUUGGNCUUCCGACCUUUCUGA
Adineta ricciae is the source of this 288-nucleotide messenger RNA. The record is from the annotation of a GenBank genome assembly. Lineage: Eukaryota; Metazoa; Rotifera; Eurotatoria; Adinetida; Adinetidae.